UGACUGUGACAACAUAGUGUUGCCAAAGGUUGCUGAGUUGAUUCGAGGCCACGAACAGGAGUUUUGUCCUCGGUGUGAGUGCAAGUAUGAGAGCCGGAACAGCACCACCAUCAAGGUUGUGGUGAUACUGGUGAUCUGGGUCAUCUCCUUGCUGGUGGUGUACAUGAGCUUCCUGCUGUGCCUGGAUCCACUACUGAACAAGCGCAGGUCACAGCCAUCCUACCAAGAACACACCAACGAAUAUGACGAGACUUCCUCUGUGGGGGGUGCCCCGGGAAUGUCUCAACGUAUGCAUGUGCGAGCUAAUGUGCUGGGUCGAGUGGGUCACCAGCAGGACAAGUGGAAGCGUCAGGUGCAGGAGCAGCGCUACAACAUAUAUGAUAAACACACGAUGCUGAACUGAGUGCAGUGGGUUAUCAUGUUCCAGUUUGGUGUGAAUGAGUAGCCCUGUCCUGCAUGCUGGGUUUUUCUUCUGUCUGUGGUGUACAUUUUUUGUGUGGUCAUGUCAUGCAACAGAUAUAAUUUGUUGACAUGGGUCUACAAGGUUUAUUACUAUUGCUUUGUACUACUUAAGAUAAAUAUUUGAAUAUGGCAUACAUUGGCAUAGGUAAGGGGAACCUUGGAAAGAUAGGCUCCCCCAUGGGUCUUGAUAUCUGAAAUACUAAAGAAAAAAAAUGCAGUAGUCAAUUUAUUAAAAAUAGGCAUUGAGUUCACCCUCCCCAAUGAUAAUUUGACCUCUCCAUGGGCUCCCUCACAUGCAGACCUUUCUAUGUUAUUAAUGGGGAAAUGUUCAUAACACUGACUUUAAGUAAAACAACUUUAUAAUUAAUAUUCACAUGAAAUUUAAUUACCACCACAUGGAAGCUGUGGAGAGGGGGCAUAUAACUAGAAAAUAAAAACACUGGCAAAAAUGAUUAGAUUGACUACUCAGGAUAAUCUAGUCAGUAACAAUGGCACGAGAACACUUUUGUCCUUUCGAUCACAAAUUGAUAUUUGUCAAAAUUAAAUAGAGCUCAUGCAAGAGUGACGGAACAUAUAAUACUGACUAAAUUUAAUGGAGUAAAUCUUUGCGAAAUAAGGCCAACAUUUAGAUAUGCAAUUAAUAUAUGAUGCUAACAUAAUAGUGUUGGAGAGAGAGUAUAUAUAUCCAAAUGUAUAUGACAAAUAUCUAAGUGUGAGAUUUCACUGGAUGCACAUUUGUGUAAAAAAAUUACAGGCCUGCAGAAAAUACUUUUACACCUAAGUGCAUCAAAGUCUACUGUGUUAUAAGGAGGCAUAAUUUUUCCAAUUUAAAUGACCUGGCAAUUCUGUAGCCUGUUACAGCAGGCUGACUUAUCUCUUUAUGUCUACUGUCCUGGCAGGCUGAUUUGUAUGGCACUCACUUUGGUCGAUUAAAUUUUUGCCAAUUUGUCAUGAUGGACUUCCUCUAAAACCAUUCCACAUUUCUAAAUGGGAAGAUAUUUUUGAGUAAUUGUAGCACAUCGAAAAAUUUGCAGAAGUAUUGAAAUGUUGAAAUAAGGGAAUGGGAAGCAUUCUUUGUAUUGAUUAUUUCCUGUAAAAAAAAAUCAUAAUACAUAUAGUUUUAGAAUCACCUUAUAGAUAUCGCUUUUGUGAGCCCAACAAUAUAUAUUAUGUAUCUACUUAGAAGAGUUUAUGGAAAGAGAACUGUGUAAAAAAUUUCUUUAUAUGGUGGGCACAAGGCUUCCAAGCCUGCCAAAGUGCAAUGUCUUGGAAUCAAAUCUUGAUAACUUGCAGCAAGUCUGAAAUAGUGAAUUUGAACUUUCCAUGUGUGUGUGUGACACACCUGCUGGUAGUUUGGAUUCUAAUUUUGAGGACAUUUCAGCCACUCCUCUGUUUCGUCAUGCUGUUGCCAUGAACAGCUUGUGGGUAGUAUAGAUAAAAUUGUUUGAUGCUGUCACUCCAUGUAGUCUAAUUAAAGAUCAAGAGAGUUAAUAAUCUGGCAUACAACAUUUCUUAUGUGUAAUUCUCUUAUGUAAUGAUUAUAGUGUACAAAUAUUUAUUUAUUGUAUGUUAUUAAAAAAUUGAUAUAAUGAAAAAUAUAUUUUCACUUCUCCACUUUCAUAAUAUUGAUUUUAGGAUGUUUACCAUGCUUUUGUGGAGAUUAAGUAAUUUUAGUUUAUCCUAAAGUUAUGAAAAAUUAUUUUCUUCUGACAGCAAACCUUUGUCCAAAAAAAUAAAAUAAAUGAAUAAAUAAAUAUAUAAAAUAGA
Messenger RNA from Eriocheir sinensis (Chinese mitten crab), 2229 nucleotides. RefSeq lists its product as uncharacterized. Gene Ontology annotation, cellular component: lysosomal membrane. NCBI's taxonomy places the organism in Eukaryota, Metazoa, Arthropoda, Malacostraca, Decapoda, Varunidae. The record is from RefSeq and is a predicted model, not a curated record.